Caenorhabditis sp. 36 PRJEB53466 is the source of this 2396-nucleotide messenger RNA. The record is from the annotation of a GenBank genome assembly. NCBI's taxonomy places the organism in Eukaryota, Metazoa, Nematoda, Chromadorea, Rhabditida, Rhabditidae.
AUGGACGAAAACAAAAAAAGAAGGAGGGCGUCUGGUAAGCAUUUGUAAAUUGAAUUUUUUCGAAACGAGGAGAAAACCCACUCAAACUGGUGGAAGAAAUGCGUGUUUUUGGUUGGCAAGACUUCUGUUUCGUCGUUUGCGUCUCCGUUUGCGUCGGUCCCGUCCGUCCGGCCGGAUUUCGGGCCGUGCCUUUCAGAUUGUCCUUCUCGGAUAACCUUGACACAUUGCCUUCCUUCUCCUCAAUUCUGUUCAACUCGUUUAUUCAAACAUUUAGCGGAGGGGCAAAAACUUUUUAUUUCGAAAUUCUCUGUUUUUCCAAUUUUUUUGGGCCGGCCCUGGACUUUUGACCCACUUGUAAUGCUGCGAUCGGACCCCAACUUUGCAGGCUUCUUGGACUUAGAUUGAAGGAUAUUCCGUCCAAGUUUCAGCCAGAUCGGACUAUUUACUAUCGAGAUACAGAGCUUGAGCGCAGAUUUUGGCCAAUGAUCUGCAUAUCUCGGGACCAGAUGACCCGAUCGGGCUGAAACUUGAUCCCACUAUACUUGAAUCCAAGUCCAAGAUGCCUUCAAAGUUUGGGUUCGAGCUGAAUAUUGCAAGUGGUAUUUGCGCAACUCUGAUUUUCGAUUUCUCUUCCACAGCAUUUUCCAGUCCGCCAAAACUCGGCCACCGUCGGUUUUCUUUGCACUUUGUGCCCGUUUGUCGAACUUUUCACCCGCAGAGUAGGCGGAAAUGCCCGCUGAUAACCCAUUUCAACUGAUUACCCGCCACUUCUCGUCACUUUGUACUGAAAUUUACAGCAGAAAUGGUCGGACACACUGAUCAUCCAGCCGAAUCUGCCGAUUCCGUCGAGCCGGUGAGUGAUGCAAGGUUUUCAGGGAAAAUAAUGAUUUUUGGAGAUUUUAAGACGAACGACGAGCUUCUGGAGGAGCAGAUUCGGGUGUUCGAUCGGCUGAAAGGGUCGACGAACUUCAAUAGAGUCGCCGAGGACGUGUACCCGGUGGCGGUGACCAAAGACAAAUUGGUGUGCGAGAUGGUCAUUCAGCAGCAGCAUUUGAACUCAAAGGUUCGAUUUGUUUUAUUUCUUUACUAUUUUAGUGCUAAUUUCGCUUGUUUUCCAUCCGCUUCCGACAAAAGGAAUUGAAUUCAAGCACCAGGCAUUCGUUUUUGUGAAAAACGAGUGGAAAGAACGAAAUUAGCACUAAAAUCGUGUUUCUCUAGGAACUCGAUCGCAAUCUAAUUAGAAAACUUUGCAAUCUAAUACGAACUCGUUUGAAAUAGAAUUUGCUUCAAUUAGAUUGCAAUCACUGCAAUUUUUCUAAUUAGAUUGCAAUUCAGGAAAAAUAUAUUGUAAUCUAAUACGAUUUUACUGGAACUUCAAUUAAAUCUAAUCUGAUUAGAUUGCGAAAUAGAGUUUUUUCUUAUUAGAUUGCAAACUCUUCUAAUUACUCAGGCAAAUCGUUUCUAAUCUAACUAGCUAAUUCUCGUUUCUAACCGGACCUAGUUAGAUUGCUACCGAUUUCUUAAUCUAGCUAGGUUUGCCCGAAAUUUUAAUCUAAUUAGAUAAAUUUUGAAUCUAAUAUCAGUGUUUUUGCAAUCUAAUCUCUGGCAAUUCGAUAUUAAUCUAAUUAGAAAGUUACUGAUCUAAACGCGACCUAAUUAGAUUCGACUGUUGUUUCUUGGCGCAAUCGAGAUUUGAGCCAGCAGACGGUUGGCGUGAAACUUGAUUUGAGCACUUAUUAAUCUAAUUAGAAGAUUUAUUAAUCUAGCUAAGCAAUUUAUUAAUCUAAUUAGAUGUCAUAUCAAUCUUAUCAGGCGGCCGUUAGAUUAAUAACGAAAUGCCAGAGAAUCUAAUUAGAAAAUUUUUCAGUCCAGUUAGAAGAAUUUGCAAUCUAAUCGCAGUAAAUUAGCAAUCUAAUUAGGUCCGGUUAGAAACGCGAAUUAGCUAGCUAGAUUCCAAACGAUUUACCUGAGUAGAUUGCAAUCGAGUUUCCAGAGUUUCCAGCCAAAUCGGCUUUGAAAAGAAGAAAUCCGAAUGACAUUUGUAGGGAACACUGCACGGCGGUCAAACAGCCACACUGACGGAUGUGAUCACGGCGCGUGCGGUCGGAGUGACCAUCAAAGACAAAGGAAUGGCUUCUGUGGAGCUGUCGGUCAGUUAUUUGCUGCCCGUCAAAGUGGGCGACGUCGUCGAAAUCACCGCGCACGUGCUCAAAAUCGGCAGGACGAUGGCGUUCACCGAUUGCGAAUUCCGACGAAAGUCCGACGGGAAAAUGACGGCGAAGGUACUUGAAUUCUAUUGUUUCAGUCGCUUAUAAGUUUUCUUUCAGGGAAAGCACACGUUGGCAUUCCUCCCAAACCAGCCAGGAAUCUCGGUCGAGCACGGAACUCAGUUUUAA